Cynoglossus semilaevis (tongue sole) is the source of this 2779-nucleotide messenger RNA. It is a transcript of the gene ackr4b, whose product is annotated as atypical chemokine receptor 4b. Gene Ontology annotation, cellular component: membrane; external side of plasma membrane. Gene Ontology annotation, biological process: immune response; cell chemotaxis; positive regulation of cytosolic calcium ion concentration. Gene Ontology annotation, molecular function: scavenger receptor activity; C-C chemokine binding; C-C chemokine receptor activity. Lineage: Eukaryota; Metazoa; Chordata; Actinopteri; Pleuronectiformes; Cynoglossidae. The transcript is spliced from 2 exons. The coding region runs from base 1062 to 2171 and encodes 369 amino acids. The record is from RefSeq and is a predicted model, not a curated record.
AGAGAGAAACACUGUGAUCCAUUGAUAUUCCUGACGUCCGGGCGUUGAACCAUCAACCAUUCAGAGCCUGGUGAUGUCAUUAAACCAGGAAUGUCAGACAGGAAAAAGGACAGGAAAGGAGCAAACCCUGACAGACUGAUGGUGCAGCAGCAGAAUGCUAAUGUAGCCACACUAGCUCAACUACUGUUGUGUUGUUGAGAAGGAAAUAACAAUAUACAUCCAACCGACAUCCAACUGUGGGUGGGGGCAUGUAAUCUACUGGACCUGGAUUAGAACAUUAAUAAUAAUCCAUAAUCUCAUUUUAUGUUCAGAUUUGUUUUUAGCCCUUUAUUUUAUCUACCUCCACUUAAAAAGAAAAUAGGCUCCCUCUAGUGCAUGCCACUAGAGGGAGCCCAAGACCAAACCUCAGGGUUUAAUUUAGUCGCUGCUGAGCACAGACUACAUGACAAAUCAGUUCCCUGGACUCGUGGAAGUGUAGUCAUCCCAGAUGGCGCUGUGACCAACCACCGCCUUCCUGUUUACUGUGGUGAAGCGUCCCCUCAGGACAGACGGCACAUACGGACAGCAGACGGCCCAGGGAGGACCGUCUGUCAGAACUCAGAACUGUCACACACACUCGGCUCCACCUGACUGGAGGUGAAACGAGGCGGGUCGUGCUGUCGCUGCACAGUCAAGUCAGGUCAUGUCUCCAAGUCCCAGGAAUGAAAAUAAACCUCUGACUGAAGUUGUUGAACAGUUCUGUUAAUCACGGCGUAAACAUGGACCGAGUCAGAAGUUCUAGUUUCUGAAGAGACUUGACAACAGGUUCCAACAUUGAACAGUAGAAACGUCAGAGGUUUGAAACCUGAAAACCUUCAUGACACACAGUAUCAAACCAUAAUAUUCCGUGGAAACACACACACACAGAGAGUGGGAGCAGGAUAAGAAGUGGGCGGGGUUUAUUGGAUCAGUCAGUCCAGCGCUGCUGUGCCUCAGUCCACUCCUCAGGAGUGUAACUCUGUGUGAACUUCUUUAAAGGAGAACAACAACACUGACCUGCAGCAGAACCCGGAGCAGGAACAAUGGAGGACUUUGACUAUUACGAGGAGGAAGAUCACAACAGCAGCUACGAGUACAACUAUGAACACAGCGUGUGUGACAAAGAGGCCGUGCGCUCUUUCGCCAGCGUCUUCCUCCCAAUCAUCUACGCCCUGGUCCUGGUGGUGGGACUCGCAGGAAACGCGCUGGUGAUAGUGGUCUACGCAUCACGGCUACGGCUGCGGACCCUGACGGACGUCUGCAUCCUGAACCUGGCUGUUUCCGACAUUCUGCUUCUCCUGACCCUGCCGUUCUGGGCCGCCGACGCCAUUCACGGCUGGAUGUUGGGGAAAGCGGCCUGUAAGAUCACCUCCUUCCUCUACAGCACCAACUUCAGCUGCGGCAUGCUGAUGUUGGCGUGCAUCAGUGUGGAUCGCUACCGAGCAGUGGUCAACAGCGGCGCAGGACGGAGUGAGAGAAGGUCACGGGUCAGGAGGCAGUGGCUCCUGGUCUGUGUGGUUCUGUGGGCUGCGGCCGCCAUCCUGGGCCUCCCAGAACUGGUCUUCUCCACAGUCAAACACACCCAUUACAGGACGGCCUGCACGGACGUCUACCCCCACAGCAUGGCCCGGGCCACGAAGGCUGCCUUGGAGCUGACGGAUGUCGGCCUCCGGUUCCUGCUCCCAUUCUUGGUCAUGGUGGUUUGUUACUGCCGGGUCGGCCGAGCCCUGAGUCAAGCAGCCGGGGUUCGGAGGCAGCGGAAGUGGCGCACGUUGAGGGUCCUGCUGGCCGUGGUGGCCGUCUUCCUGCUCACCCAGCUGCCCUACAACGUAGUCAAGCUGUGCCGAGCGAUGGACGUCAUCUACCUCCUGGUGACAGACUGUGAGGUCAGCAAGAGCCUGGAUCACGCCAUCCAAGUGACGGAGAGCCUGGCGUUGAGCCACGCGUGCAUCAACCCGCUGCUGUACGCCUUCAUGGGCUCCUCCUUCAGAGGACACGUCCUCAAGGCAGCCAAGCACUUAGGGGAGCGACUCAAGAGACGUCCACUAGAGGGCAACCAAGAGCCCACUGUGGAAAUCUCUCUCAAUACAUGUAACCAAACCCAAUCGCAGUCCGGUUCUGAGGACCAGGACACCAGCAGCUUCACCAUUUAGAACUCUGAUCCAGUCCUGGUCCAAGAACCUUUUUAUUUUUCUGGAUGAUACGUUGAGAUGUAAAAACAUAGGUUCUGGAACAUUGAACCACACGGAGUUUUACUGCUAGGUUUACACCAGCGCCUACUUUAAUCACCGAAGUCAUCGACUAAAGUCGUGUUCCUAUUACGAUGAUGUUUUUAUGAACCAAUCAGUGAGCAACAGUACUCAGAGUGUGUUCAGGUGUCUGAUACUGUUGGCCAGUAAACAUCAACCUGGUGUAUGUUUCACAGAACAAAGGUUAAAUGAACGAGUUAAUAAAGGAGUCACGUGACGAGGACGACCGGUCGACUCCUUAUUCAAAGACGGAUCAUUCUGAAUUAGCUUUUGUAAAAUUAAUUCAAAUUGUUCAUUGUUUCUAGUUCGGAGUUCGGUUCCAUAGUGUAGUGGUUAACAGGCCCGCCUCACAAGAAGAGAACAGGUAGUCCUGGGUUUGAUUCCCAGAGGAAACACAAGGGGCAGCAGAUCUGCCGUUACCGCAAAAAUUCCCCAACUGUUGGAUCAAUAAAGUUUAAAUUAUUGGUGUUUGUUUUGCAGUUUUAUUAAUGUAUUAAAAUAUUUCAACAUAA